AUGAAUCAACAGUAACAAUAUUAUUAAGAACAAUAUUAGGUUUAACAACCUAGAAUAAAAAAGGCUAAAAGUUUUGAUGAGGAUGAUAAUUUAGAAGUAUCGAAUACAUUAAAGUAGAUAAUUAAACAAGGGUAUGGUAUUCAUGAGGCUUUGAGAAUUGAUAUUCUUGAAUUUUAUAAAGGUUGUAGAACUUAAUAAGAAUAUAAGAAUCCAGCUGAUUUUGUUAAGCAUAGAUUGGAUGGCAAGUAUGGACCUUAUUGGUUUGUAUUUAUGUGGGAACAUAAAAAUGGGAUGAAUGCUUAAUACAGUUAUUAUAAUAAUGAUGACAAAGUUUUUGAAUUCAAAUUAAAUGGUUGGCAUGUCUUGAUUUAUUCAUUCAACCAAACCCAGCAACCUGCCUAAUUUAAACCAUAACCAAGUGGCUAGACUAUGCCUUAAUACAAUACAUAGUUUCCACCUUAACAUUAAGAUCGCAGAUUUGAUGAUUUUUAAGUAGAUCCAAGAUAUCCUUACUCUUAAAUGCAAUAAGGACCAUCUCAAUUUAGAUAAGGAGGAUGGUAUUACUGA
This is a messenger RNA of Paramecium tetraurelia, 567 nucleotides long. RefSeq lists its product as uncharacterized. The transcript is spliced from 3 exons. Lineage: Eukaryota; Ciliophora; Oligohymenophorea; Peniculida; Parameciidae. The record is from RefSeq and is a predicted model, not a curated record.